Molecule: messenger RNA, 1247 nt
Organism: Saccoglossus kowalevskii
Lineage: Eukaryota; Metazoa; Hemichordata; Enteropneusta; Harrimaniidae
Product: ribulose-phosphate 3-epimerase-like
Biological process (GO): carbohydrate metabolic process; pentose-phosphate shunt
Molecular function (GO): D-ribulose-phosphate 3-epimerase activity
Source: RefSeq, a predicted model, not a curated record
UUGCCGGUCACCUGUGGAAAUUAUACCGCUCUGCAAGGGAACGCUGGCCAAAAAAUAUAAUUGGGACUGAUAAAUAUCUGAAAAAGAACUUGUGAUAUCCGUGUUGUCAUUUGUGAAAAUUUGUGUUGGUGCAAGAUGGCUGAGAAGAACCAUGCUGAGUGUAAAAUUGGGCCAUCUAUCUUAAACUCUGACCUUUCGUUGUUAGCAUCUGAGUCGCAAAGAAUGAUGGAUGCCGGCGCUGACUAUCUUCAUCUUGAUGUUAUGGAUGGUCAUUUUGUUCCUAAUAUUACAUUUGGCCAUCCAGUGGUAGCUUGUCUUCGGAAGAAAACAAGUGCAUUUUUUGAUAUGCACAUGAUGGUUUCUAAUCCAGAAUCAUGGGUAGAACCAAUGGCGGAUUCCGGUGCCAAUCAAUAUACUUUCCAUGUGGAGGCAACGGAUGAUCCAAAGUCAUGUAUCAGGAAAAUACGGGAAGCUGGAAUGAAGGUGGGUAUUGGUGUUAAACCUAAAACAGAUGUAGAAGUGGUAUUACCUUACAUAGAAGAUGUUGACAUGGUGUUAAUAAUGACAGUAGAACCAGGAUUUGGUGGACAGUCGUUUAUGUCUGACAUGAUGCCGAAGGUUCAGUUUUUGCGGCAAAAGUUUCGAGCUCUCGACAUUGAAGUUGAUGGAGGAGUUGGGUUGAAUACAAUAGAACAGUGUGCAGAGGCUGGUGCUAAUAUGAUUGUCUCUGGUACUGCUGUUGUGAAAAGUGAUAAUCCUCGUCAAGUAAUUCAGACACUUCGUAGUAAAGUAGAAGAUAGUAUACAAAAAGCAAACUUAGAACGGUGAUAAUUAUAUAUACCCAACUUGACAAGAAUGGAAUAUAGUUGGACAUUUUGUAUGAAUGCGAACCAAAGUUAACUUCUGAAUUAGAUUUAGUAUUGUAUUCAGACUACACUGGGAUUGAAGCUAAUUUCUGAAUUGGAUUUAUUAUGUUCCAGUCUUACACAGUUAUGAGAAUUUUCCGCGCAUAUGCAGAAUUUCGCGGAUUUCUAAGCCCCAGGGAUCGAUUUUCUGAAACAUCUAAAUCCGAAGAGAAAAUUUUAGGGGGGUAAGAAUACAAAUCUUGUUCAUUCACUGGAAGUAAACAUGCUGUCGGGUCAUUGUUGUCGGCUGUCAGUGAAGAGCUUUCAUUUUUCUUUUCACCAAUGGCGCCAUUUUAUUGUUUCAAUUGUUAGCUGCGUUGGAUCGUUGUUUACAAGUUUCAU